AUGAACGGAGCGAAGGCUAACAAGACCAUGUCUGACUCCAGUUUAGGAGCGGCUUUACCUGCAUCCUGGUAUUCCUCUCGGGGAAUUUACGAGUUGGAAAGUCGAGCCAUCUUUUCCCGACAGUGGCUAACCGUCACACACGAGCUUCGACUUGCUGCUCCCGGCGCCUACGCAAAGUUUACGAUUACUGGGUACCGUUUCUUUAUCAUCCGUGCCCGGAACGGUGAUCUGAACGCUUUCUUGAAAAUGUGUCAGCAUCGGGCCUUUCCUGUGGUGCUCCAAGACGAGGGAACUGCAAGUUUGACCUGCCUUGUUCCUGAGAGUUUGUCUAAUCGUCAAAGCUGGUCGUACGGCUUGAAUGGAAAGCUCGCCAAAGUACCCAAUUUUGACAAGGUCGGAGACUUUGACAAAUCACAAUAUGGUGUGUUCCGUGUCCAUGUCAAGGUCGACGUGAAAGGGUUUGCCUGGGUCAAUCUGGAUGGGGCACUGGUGCCCGCAAUCAAGUGGGAAAAUAGCUUACCGGUAUCGACCUCCAACAGCGGUUAG
Exophiala spinifera is the source of this 546-nucleotide messenger RNA. RefSeq lists its product as uncharacterized. NCBI's taxonomy places the organism in Eukaryota, Fungi, Ascomycota, Eurotiomycetes, Chaetothyriales, Herpotrichiellaceae. The transcript is spliced from 2 exons. Gene Ontology annotation, molecular function: 2 iron, 2 sulfur cluster binding. The record is from RefSeq and is a predicted model, not a curated record. Bases 1 to 546 code for a protein of 181 amino acids.